Molecule: messenger RNA, 675 nt
Organism: Rhizophagus irregularis DAOM 181602=DAOM 197198
Lineage: Eukaryota; Fungi; Glomeromycota; Glomeromycetes; Glomerales; Glomeraceae
Source: RefSeq, a predicted model, not a curated record
AUGACACAUAUUUUUCAAGAUUCUCAAAAUUUCCAAGGUUAUAAUGAAAAUUUGACCAAACUUAUUUCAAGUCCUUUUGAAAAUAAUAAUAAUAACGACAAUAUUGUUACAACUAAUCCAAACUUUUUUAAUGAUUCUUUUCACGAAAACGAACCUACUGUUUCUGUUCCUUUAACACAUUAUGUUACGCCAAAAUUUCAAUCAACAUCUCGUACGAUUUCUCAACAAAAAAAUGUUCCAUUUAUGUAUCAAAAAUUUCAAAGAAUUUCUAAUUCUAUUUUGAUAUUUGAAGAAAAUGCUAAAAGACAACUUGAACAAUUAUAUGAAUUAAAGAAUCAUUUAAAUCAAUUGAAACAAUUUCUUAACACACAACAACAACAUUCUAUGCCUCGUCGUAUAAACCGUAUAAACCGAAACCGUGAUUAUCGAACUCAUCCUUAUUUGAAUGAACGUCAAUUAGUCACUUCUCACAUAUCAACUGCUACAGAAAUUGACUGUCAUUAUGAUAAUAAUGAAUUAAAUUUUAUGAAUGAACAAAAUAUUUUAUCAAAUAGUUUUUGUCCUCAACAAGUGAAUGUUCCUGCUGCAGUUAACUUUUCUGAAAAUAGUGAAAUUUUAACUAGUCCUCAAAAUUUUGAAUUUUAUGACAAUAAUUAUAAUGUUCAUGAAAUCUAG